Maudiozyma barnettii is the source of this 4917-nucleotide messenger RNA. RefSeq names its product Mon2p (gene MON2). Lineage: Eukaryota; Fungi; Ascomycota; Saccharomycetes; Saccharomycetales; Saccharomycetaceae. Bases 1 to 4917 code for a protein of 1638 amino acids. The record is from RefSeq and is a predicted model, not a curated record. The transcript has a single exon.
AUGAGCGUGGUUACCAAUCGAUUCUCUGUUUUACAGAAACAAUUAGAUUCGGAAUUGCAUUCAUUGUCUUCAGAAUCUAAAAGAAGAAAUCCACAAAUUAAGAGUGCUAGUGACAAAUCCAUUAAGAUUUUGAAGACAGUUCAUAAUACUGAGGAUCUACUAAGACAUCCAGACUUCGUUGUUCCAUUUAUUUUGGCGAGUUCGUCGAGAAAUGCUAAAUUAACAUCUAUUGCAAUUCAAUGUUUACAAGGUUUAUCGUCGUCAGAAUGUAUUCCAAAGUCUAGACUCUCUGAAGUCCUUGAUGGAUUUAUGGAAUCUACAAAUCUGGCAAUGGAAAUCCAAUUAAAAGUCUUACAAGUUGCCCCCAUUUUUUUCAAGACCUAUGCGAGAUAUGUAACAGGUGAACUAUGUUCGAAAUUAUUACAAUGUUGUGCUAGUCUAUUACAAACACCGCAUAAAUCUUCGAUUGUCGCAGGAACUGCCAGUGCUACUUUACAACAAUUAAUUAAUGAAAUUUUUGACCGACUUUCGGAUGAGGCACUCUUGUUAGAGUCGACAGAUAGUAAAAGAUCUAUUUCACCACAACAAGAGUUUGAAGUCCUUAUAAAUAACUCUGAAACUAUCAAGGUCAAUACUUAUAGAUACGAUGCAAACAGAUUAUUUGCAGCAUUAUUUCAUUCCUUAGAACCCAAAAAUAGUGAUAAUAAUAAUAAUUCAAAAGAUAUUAGCUCAUACCUAAAUGUAAAUGAAUUACCACUUGGGUAUGGUUUAGAGAUUUUAGAAUCGAUUUUGGCUAAUAAUUCUGAAACUUUUGUGAAAUAUGAAGAUUUACAAUUUAUCUUGAAGAUUAAAGCCAUCCCAUUAUUAUUAAGAUCGGUGUCUAACUCGAAAAGUUUUGCAAUAGUAGUAAGAAGUUGUCGUUGUAUAAGAUUACUAUUGAAGAAGGAAUACCUUCCAAUCCUUGAAAUAGAACUAGAGGUCAUAUUGUCACUGUUAAUUCAUAAUCUUUCAUUGGCAUCUCAAUUAACUAAUUGGCAAAGAAUUUUAGUACUGGAAAUUUUUAAUGAAGUUUCAAAGGAUAUCGAAGUAAUAUCUGCAAUUUUCUUUUCAUAUGAUAAUUUUCCUGAUAAAAAGCAUGUUUUGUCUAAUUUAUUACAAGAAUGUUAUAAACUUUUGCGUUCAGAUGAAUGCAUUGCAUAUUUAAGUGAAUCUCCUGUAAUAGAGAAGAUGGAUAUGACACAUAUUUCCAAUGAGGAAAUGAGUUCCAAACCUAAAUAUCUCCAACUUUUAGAUAAAAAUAAUGCUCCAUCCACAAAUCAUGGUUAUAUAAUUUGGUUGAUAAUGAGUUUUACAUGUAGUUGGUCAGAAGGAAUCAAUUCUUUACUUAUUGACCAAAGCAUUAAACAACAAGGGACUAAUAAUGAUGAGAUGGUGCCAUUUUAUAAUGGUAUCUUCCCAGAAUUAUUCAAAAUUUUCAAAAUAUCACUUUAUUCUACUGCUAUUGAUUCGCAUCUAUUUCAUUCUAUAGUAAGGGCAUUUCAAAAACUUGGGUAUAGUGCAGGAAUUUUGAGUUUAUCGGAACCAUUAGAUAAGUGUUAUGAGACGUUUGCUUUUGCAAUUGUAAAUAACGUUGCGAGUGUUGUGGAAGAAGGAACUCCUGAGUUUAAAGAUGAUCAGGAUACUACUCAGGCAGGAAAUACAUCAGGCUACUUGAAUGCUAUUAGUGAGACACUUAUUGGGACCAACACUGAGGAACCAAUAAAAGAUGAAGAAGCUGAGAAAAAGAAAUUGCACAAGAGAUCAUUUAAUUCGAAGCAUAUCAGUCUUUUCCGUGCAUUAAUUUCAUUAUCUAUAUCAUUAGGAUCAAACCUAAAAUCAACACACUGGGAAUAUGUAUUCCUUACAUGGCAAUGGGUUUCAUACUAUAUCUAUGGGCCAUCCAUAGAUUUUAUGGAAAGUUCAUAUUCUGAAGAUAUUCCGUCAGCACCUAUAAUUUCGAAGAACGACACAUCCAGCAUUGAAACUGGAGUCUUAAAAUUAUUUGAGAGUACAUCUACCUACUCAUCAUUAUCCUUGCAGACAUUACUAAAAUGUCUAAUUAAACAAUCGGAUGAAGUUUUAGUCAUGGAUAACAUACCCGAGAAUUACCACCCUAUUGACUCUGAUAAGCAAAUUAUUGAGUGUAUUUACAAUAAAGGAUUCUACAUUACCCAGAUUGGUGAAAUAUCGACAUAUAAUUACGACAGAUUUCUCACUGGUACAAAAGGUAAAGAUGCAUGGAAUUUAGUAAUUAAUUAUUUUAUAUCUUUGAUCGCAAAUAGAUCAGUUGAAAGUUCCUCCUUAAGAUUAUACAUUGCAAGAGUAUUUACAGAUAUCUUGAAGAAUGCGACAGAAGAUGUUAGUCGAGCAGCGGAAGAAGAAAAGGACAGUAAGAAAUUUAGUGUGUUAGAAGAUUUCGUUAUGUGUGCACUGAUGGAUACUAUUGAUGCCUUAAGUAAGCUGACAAUUACAAAAACUGAAAUUUACAAAGGUAUAUUAAAUGUUGAGUCAGAAAUAUUGUUACAGAUUCUAUCUACAUUGAAGGAUAUAUUAAAUGAAUUUGGGGAAGCUCUAACUCAUUCUUGGUUUACGAUCUUUAAGGUAAUCAACUCACCAUUUGAGGUCUUAAGUUAUGAUACUAUGAGUAUGAAUAAAGAUGAUGCAGAAGAGUCUUCCUUAAUUAAUGCAAUUUUCCAAAAGCAACUGGAAAUGAUUCAAAUCUCGUACGAUGUUUUCAAAUUAAUCUCUGAUGAUUUCCUGCAAUCUCUCCCUCUCGAAAUCAUCAAAUAUGUUAUUAAUACAUUGGUAAAUUUUGUAGGCCAGGAUAGGAAUUUAAACAUCUCGUUUUCCUCGAUUAGUCAAUUUUGGUUAGUCGGUGACUAUUUAAGAAGUAGAAAAACAACAGAGUGUCAGUUAUCGGACAGCAGUACUACAGAUUUUAUGAAAUUAUUAUCAUCAGGCGAUUUGACCAAAGUUAUAACUUCUAAUGAUCAACCCUUACCAUUAAUCUAUAACGGAUUAUGGAUAUACUUAUUAAAAAAUUUGAUGAAGUGUACUGAUGACAACAGAACAGAUGUGAAAAAUGGUUCUAUACAGACAUUUUUUAGAAUUGUAGAUUCGCAUACCAACUGCCUUCCACCAUGGGAUAUUAUAUUUGAUGAAGUUUUGGAACCAUUAUUGCUUAGAAAUGAAACUCUUGAAAAUGCUGGAAAUUACAUGGAGUUUUAUGAUAUUGCAAUGAAAGGUUUAUUGAAACUUUUCCCAUUAUAUUUUAAGACCUUUAAAAAUCCGAAUAACCAGUCAAGAGCUUGGCUGGCAUUAGAACAAUUCCUGAAAGCUCUAUUUUCAUCACAUGUGGUGUCUAUAAAGUAUGUGUCAAUUAAAUAUUAUGCUGAACUGUUAAGGGUAAUGGCAACUAUCGAAUGUAUACCCCAAGAACUUCUUGAAAAGGCUUACAAGAUUUGGGUAAAUUAUAAAAUUGUGUACGGGGAUACCCAACUAGGAGACCCAUUCAACAGUAAAUCUGAAUAUGAUUGUGUUUUAGAGCUAAUAAACGCAUUUCCACUUCUUUACAAAUUAAUGGUUGAUAGAGACUUGGUUACUGAGGCCUUUGUAGAGGAAUCAUUAAAUGUUUUUAAUACCGCUUCUAGAUAUCCUCUACUACCAGAACAUAGUAAUGACAAUAAAAGACUAUCUAGUCUACAGAAAUCCAUUUAUGACGCAUUGAAUUUAUUUGAUAAAAAUCAAUCAAGUAAUAUAGAAUUAUUACUGUUGUUCCAAAUUACUAGAAUAUGUACGCUUACAUUUGAUACAAGAGAAAAAAUCGAGGCAAAACUUGGUGCUAAAUUUGGAACAGAAGCCUCGAAUCGUGUACCAACAUUUGAGAUUAUUAGUUAUGAUGCUUGUAAUUUGUUGUUAAAGCGUCUUCAGGAUACAAAUGGCGGUGAAAAAAUGCCAUUAGGAAAGGAAAAAUAUGUUAUAAAAAUUCUAAGGAACUUAUCAGAUAUUAUUAGAAGGAAAUCGAUGAUUGGUAUGACACCAAACGAAAAACCUCCAAUAUGGAUAUUAGCUUCUUAUUCAUUUAGAAUACUAGUUAUUAACAUAUUCAAUAACUUCAGAGAAGAUAACACUUCCUCAUCUUUUAUGGAUGAGUUCCAUGAGAUUUUUAUUGAGGCAAUAACCAAUACUAUAGAUAAGGAUAAUGGAAGUAUGCAGGAAUUCUUAAGGGAAGAAGAUAUAAAUGAAUACUACCAUUAUCGUGAAAUUUUCCUAAAACCAGAGGUAAUUUCUUCGUUGACAGAAGAACAGCUUAAGUAUUUUAUAUCCGUUGUUUGGAAGAACUCUUUGAUAUAUCAUUUGGAUGAAAUUGAAGAAAUUCUUGUAGAUUCGAAACCUACAUUUACAGAAGUUACUGAGGAGUUAUCCACAACAGAUUUUGGUGAGAUAUUUGGAUCGAUUGUCGAACCUCCACACUACGAUAAACUUGAAAUUUCUAUGGUCUGCCUCCAGGAUUUAGUACGUUUUGUGAAGAUUCAAGGCAAUGCUUAUCAAAAGUUAAGGGAUAUUACUGUUCCUUAUUUGGUGUGUAGGAGUGCUUUUGUUUUGAGAAGAUUUAUUCUGGAUGAGAGUUUAAUAAACAAGGCACCAAUUCCAAGCUUAAGAAGGAUCGAACUAUUAUGUCUCUUAAGGGGAUUAUGUGAUAUUAUUGAUGAAUAUCCUGAUCCGGAGAAUGUAGAUGCAACUUCAAUAACAUUUAAAAAUAUUCUUCUACUCGCACCAUUGGUUUUGAGGGCAAUUCCUAUAUCACACAAAGUUGAUGGCCUACAAGAUAGAGUUCUCAAGAUGUCCUUAGUAUUUACAAAAAUAAUAUCUCAAUGA